CAGCGUUCAGUUAACUAACAUCUCUCGACUUUCAGUCUUCAAAUCAAGCUCCUAAAAUGGCAUUCAAGUUUGUGGCCCUCCUCGCCCUGAUCGCCGCUGCCAGUGCCGGUGUCCUGCCCGCCGCCCAGGUGUACCAUGCCGCUCCGGUGGCCACCUAUGCGGCUCAUGCCCCUGCCGCCGCCGUCCUGAAGACCGUGGCCCAUCCGGUGCUGGCCAAGGCCGACGAGGAGUACGAUCCCCAUCCGCAGUACAAGUUCGCCUACGAUGUGCAGGACUCGCUGUCCGGCGAUUCCAAGAGCCAGGUGGAGGAGCGCGACGGAGAUGUGGUCCGCGGGGAGUACUCGCUGAUCGAUUCCGAUGGAUUCAAGCGCACCGUCCAGUACACCGCCGAUCCCAUCAACGGAUUCAAUGCCGUGGUCAACCGGGAACCUUUGGUUAAGACCGUGGUCAAGACCGUGGCUCCAGUGGCCCCCGUCUAUGCCGCCCCAGCAGCCAUCUACCACCACUAAACUCUGCCUGUUUAGAUUCCCUUUGUUGACUUAGUUGUAGGGUUCCUUUCGCAAAUAUAUGUUGUUUUUUCAAAUUU
Drosophila takahashii is the source of this 586-nucleotide messenger RNA. It is a transcript of the gene Cpr5C, whose product is annotated as Cuticular protein 5C. NCBI's taxonomy places the organism in Eukaryota, Metazoa, Arthropoda, Insecta, Diptera, Drosophilidae. Gene Ontology annotation, cellular component: extracellular matrix. The record is from RefSeq and is a predicted model, not a curated record.